AUGCCCUGAUGCCUCUCUUCAGCCUGAUGCCCUGCCAGUUGACUCGAUGCCCGCUGUUGAUCCAGAUGAUCCGGUACCUGAUCCGGUGCCCGCUGUCGAGCCAAAUGACCUGAUGCCUGGUGACCCAGUGCCCGCUGUCAUACCUGGUGACCCGAUGCCCGCUGUCGAGCCAGACAAUCCGGUACCUGAUGACCCGGUGCUCACUGUCGUGCCUGUUGACUCGGAGCCCACUGCCUUGCCAGAUGACGCGGUGCCCGCUGUCGAGCCAAAUGACCUGAUGCCUGGUGACCCGAUGCCCGCUGUCCAGCCAGACGAUCCAAUGUCUGACCCAGUGCCAGCGGUCAUCCCAGUUGACUCGGAGCCCACGGUUGUGCCUGGUGACUCGGUGCCCGCCGCCCUGCCUGGGGGCCUGAGACCUGUCGUUCCGCCUGGGGGUCCGGCACCCGCCACUCCGCCUGAGGGUCCGAGACCUGUCGCUCCGCCUGGGGGUCCGGCGCCCGCCGCUCCGCUUGCCGCUUGAGGGCCCGAGACCUGUCGCUCCUCCUGGGGGUCCGGCGCCCGCCGCUCCGCCUGGGGCCCGAGACCUG
Molecule: messenger RNA, 587 nt
Organism: Staurois parvus
Lineage: Eukaryota; Metazoa; Chordata; Amphibia; Anura; Ranidae
Source: the annotation of a GenBank genome assembly